Molecule: messenger RNA, 2992 nt
Organism: Salvelinus sp. IW2-2015
Lineage: Eukaryota; Metazoa; Chordata; Actinopteri; Salmoniformes; Salmonidae
Product: WD repeat, SAM and U-box domain-containing protein 1
Biological process (GO): protein ubiquitination
Molecular function (GO): ubiquitin-protein transferase activity; protein binding
Source: RefSeq, a predicted model, not a curated record
CGUCAGUCACCUGCCRGCAUCCUGUACAAUGGAUUAAAGCGACCUACUGCACAUUAACCUAACAACUUCCAGUGUCACGUGUUGAGCAAUCGGUCAUGAGGUUUAAUUGUGUACGAAAGGAAGAACAUCUACGGUGACAAAAUGGUGUCAUUAAUCUGCACGCUCCAGGACCAUCGAGAUGAAGUAUAUUGGUGCGCGUUCUCCCCCACARUACUGGCGACUUGCUCCGGGGAUAAGACCAUACGCGUCUAUAAUACCAAUGACUUCUCGGAGUUGCCGUUUUCGCCUCUGUCAGGCCAUCGCUAUGGAGUUCACUGCUGCAGUUUCAGUGUAUGUGGCACCUACCUGUUCACCUGUUCCACAGACGCUUUAACUAUCAUUUGGAGUAUGGCAACAGGUGAGGUAACGACAAAAUUUGAACAUCCUGGAGGAAGCCCAGUCAGGGUGUGCUCACUGUCUCCCGACUCCUCUCUCCUGCUGUCAGGGGCAUCAGAUGGAACCUUGGCCCUUUGGGAUUUACACACUAAGAAAUUACGCAAAUCUAAGGCCGUGACAGAGGCCACGGUGAUGGCGUGCUGCUUCGCUCCGUGUGGUCAGAUGUUUGUGACAGGAUGUACAUCUGGAGAUAUCAAAGUGUGGGAUCUGGACACGAAGCAGCUCUAUGCAGAGAGGGAUGCCCAUGAUAUGGGGGUGACCUGCUGCCAUUUUGCACCCCAGUUUGACAUUGAUUUCAGUUCGGUGGAGUUUCGAUUGGCCUCCUGUGGACAGGACAGUCAACUGAAGGUAUGGAUCGUAUCUCAGCAUGGUGCAGCAGCCUGUGAGAUGAAGCUGCUCCACACUCUGACUGGCCAGUCGGCCCCUGUGCUAUCCUGUGCCUUCUCUUCUGAUGGUGAGCUGCUUGUCUCAGGCUCAGUGGAUAAAACCGUGACUGUGUACAAUGCGAGCGAUGGAGUCCUUCUUCACACUUUGAAACGGCAUGAGAGCUUUGUGACAGCCUGUGCCUUCUCUCCAACCCUGCCCUGGAUGGCUACUGGCUCCAUGGACAAGAAGGUCAACGUGUGGAGGAUAGCAGAUAGAGAUAGCGGGCAGGCUCAAUCCAGGAACCCCUCAUGCCAAGGAGCAGGAAGGAAGCUGUCAGGUCACUCCAGGCUGCUGGUGAGCGACUGGUCCGAGGAGGAUGUGUUGGCCUGGCUGAGUGAGGAGGGUCUGGAGGAGCUGGUCACCACCUUCACAACCAACAACAUAGACGGCCCUGAGCUGCUCUGUCUGACCAAGGAGACCCUGGCCUCAGAGCUGAGCGUUGAGUCGGUGGGUCUCCGUGGUAAAGUCCUGAGGAAGGUGGAAGCUCUGAAGGCAGAGUUGACCGGACUAGACGCCCCAGAUGAGUUCCUCUGUCCAAUCACCAGAGAGGUGAUGAAGGACCCUGUCAUUGCUGCAGAUGGAUAUUCCUAUGAGAGAGAGGCCAUUGAGAGUUGGAUCAGCGCUAAGAACCGCUCCAGUCCCAUGACCAACUUACCUUUACCAACCACUCUGGUCAUGCCCAACAGAAGCCUGAAGACCGCUAUUGGCCGUUGGACUGCCACUCAGUGAUGGAUUGGUGUACGAGUAAUCAGUAAUGCCUUACUCUGAAGCAGACUGUAAAAUGAGGUCACCCAAUUGUUUCCUAUGAGAAUACUCAGUGGUACAUUUGAUGAUCAGGAAGUGUCAUUUCACCAUGUCACCAUCUUGCUACAUGGAGUUUUUGGAAACAUUGCAUGCGCAGUUUGAGCAACUCUAGGAAGUGACGGUGCAGACUAGCUCAGUGCUGCACCCUCUCAUGGAGAACCUCAAGUUGAAGGCCAACCAGGUACUACAGGCUACCAUUAGCAACUAAAUGAUCCUUAGAACUUUGUCUGUGUGUGAUUUUUAAAGGAAUUGCUUCAAAGACAUACAUCCAGUGAAAUAGAAAUCAUGUACCAUGAUUGUGUUUGUGAUUACUGACAAUCAGUUCACUGCACAGUUCUAUUACAUACUUUUGAUUAAACAAGGGUGAUUAUUCAUGAAUGAAUGAUAUGUCGUUUGCCUGUGUGUGCCUUGUAAAUGACUAGAUCUUUACAUAAUUUGUGCAAUAGGAUUUUGUUGGAAUAAACUAAACUGAAGUCGACGUUUAUACUGUAUAUGCAGUAUAAACAUGUGGUUCUAAAAUGUAUUGUGUAACUUUGCUCUGGUCCAGGAUGUUUAGUGUGCAUUCAAACGGGCACUACCGCCCUGGACCAGAGCUAUGUUGAACUGUGCCUCGUCUGUUCCCUGCUACAAUGACAGCCAGCAGGCCUGAGUGUUUUCUCAGUGGGAUUUUAUUUCCCUAUGUUGGGAAUGGCAGUAAUGUUAUAUUACAGUAUGUGAUUAUGGGUAACACAGCUCACAAUACUGGAAACAUGGCAACCAUUUCAACAUACAUACAUAUUAAAAUAUUAUCGAUGGCACCACGCUCCCCCAAACCUUUUGUUUAUAGAUUAAAAAAAAAAAACUCUUUAUUAUAAAUUGAAAUUGUGGCAUGCACUUAAACCAAUAUUACUUUGACAGAGCUUAUUAUUGAAAUCGUAAAAUGUCUUAGUAGCUGUGCAAAAAUAACUAUAUAAAAUAUUUUUUUUUUUUUACAAUGAAUCAAGCUAUAGACGCUGUAAAUAAAUUAACGUGACAGCAACGACAAGCAGAUACAGAGAGGAUUUAGUUAACGUUAUCGGGCAAUUUAUAGAAUGUACAAACAUAUAAACAAAUACAUCAGAACCUUGAACACAGUUGGAACCAAAUUGUGCAUAAAAUAAACCUCAAAAUACAGAUAAUUUGAACAAGUCAAUACACUGACAUUGAUCUUCACUCAAAAUAAGGAAUAAUACAUAUUUAUAUAUACACAAUGUGAGGAUCUACAACAUCCUUAGAACACAGGAAUGCCCAUCUUAAACAUAUCCUUACAGCUCUUCUAAAUAGCUCUGUAAUUCUGCCAUCAGCACCA